AUGUUUUUAAUCGUUCUUGCGUUGUUCGCGAUCGCCACCUGCAGCGCUGAUGUACCUUGCGCUCGUAUGAACAUUCCCAUUUUGGCGCCAGUCAGUAAUGGCCUCUGCAUGAAGAAUUGCGCUUCUCAGGUGCGAAGCAACGCUGAACGGCGAGAGACGCAGUCAAUGUGCCUGCUCACACAGUUGGCUCAUCCUCACCAAUUGGAUUAUCGCGUCGAUCAUCUGUUCCAGUUAUGCUACAAGGUAUUAUUUCUCAUUUUAUUACCGGCCGCGUGUUUAGCGCAGGUUGAUGUAGUCGGAAAUUUGGCUGUGGUUGCGAACCCGGAAGGACAUAUCGGCACACCAGACAAGCAUCUUGAAGCGAACAUUCCGAAUCUUUGGUGUGGGGCUCAGAAACUCGGCGAACAUAUCGAUGUGGAAUAUGGAGAAUUCACGCGACUUGCCACUGGACAUGUGACAACGGGUGUAUUGAAACACGGAAAAGUAUACCUAAACAUUAGUCAUGCCAAUGUGAAAGUGGCUGGAAAAUAUCGCUGUGAAGUCAGAACAAAAGACAAGGAAGUGCAUAGCGGCAACAUAGAAAUAUACUUACCGCCUGUUCUUUACUUCAGAUCUUCAAACGUGGCCACAGAGAUUCCGGAUGCUCGUCCGCCACAUGUCGUGGGCACUGAACGUCGAGGACUUCACGAUGAAAAGAUGACUCUCGAGUGUCCAGCGGUAGCAUAUCCAGAACCAUCUAUUCGCUGGGAAAAGAACGGAGAACCAAUCGUUCCGACAAACAAUACUCAAUACGAUGGAGAAAACUUGAUUCUAUAUCCGCUAACGUUUGAGCAUGCCGGAAAAUACCGCUGUAUCGCCGACAACUCGUUCCCACUUUUCGUUGAUGGGCCAGCUAUGCCACAUCAGAUUUAUUAUGAUCAAAUUGUUAAGAACAAGGUUCAUUAUAACAAGCAAAUUGAAAACAAGCUGACGGCAAAAUCGUACGAUGGACGAGGAGUUGAAGUCCAGGACAAAAGUUAG
This is a messenger RNA of Caenorhabditis bovis, 1020 nucleotides long. NCBI's taxonomy places the organism in Eukaryota, Metazoa, Nematoda, Chromadorea, Rhabditida, Rhabditidae. The record is from the annotation of a GenBank genome assembly.